CACACACACAAACAUUUUCCACAUAUCAUGGCCAUCUUGCAUAAAAACUUAGAUCUUAGCAACUUAAGAAUUAGGCAAGAAUCAGUUCAAUUAGCUAAGGGUUGAUGAUGAGGGUUUCUGUUAGCUCAGGCAUGAGAAUAUGCAUUACAAAUGCAGACUUUUUCUUUUGUUUUCUUUUCAGGGAUAUUUCGAGGUGUUUGUAAAGACAUUGAUCACUUUCCUGAUGACGCAGACUACGAGCAGGAUGCUGCAGAGUAUUUACUAAGGGCAGUUCGAGCCUCCAGCCUCUUCCCAAUACUCAGCGUGGGCCUUCUUUUUCUUGGGGGUUUGUGUGUAGCUGCCAGUGAGUUCUACAAGUCUCACUACAAUGUCAUUCUCACAGCUGGUAUUCUCUUUGUCUCUGCAGGUCUCAGUAACAUCAUUGGCAUCAUUGUGUACAUAUCAGCCAACUCUGGGGACCCCAGUCAGAGUGACAACAAGAAGAGCUAUUCCUAUGGUUGGUCGUUUUAUUUUGGAGCUCUGUCUUUUGUGCUGGCCGAGAUGGUGGGUGUCCUGGCAGUACAUGUGUUUAUAGAAAAGCACAGGCAGCUUCGCACCAAAGGCCAGCCCUCGCUCAUGAAGCCUCCAGUCUCCCGAAACUCAUCAUCAUACCGCAACCGCUACUACAGUCGCAGCAGACGCUACAGCUACCGCAGCAAUCAAAGCACAGCAGACUCGACCUGCCAUGGUUACCAAACAUCACUAGUACAUGACCAGGAGCCAAGCAUCUCAGCUGAAUCUAAAGUCACCAUGGUGGCUGGUCUGCCUAUGCCAAUGACGAUGGGCUCAGAGUUUAUGCUGUAUGCUUUAGCUUCACCGCUAAAGCAGAGUAAGAUUGACUUGGGGGUGGAGGACUUGACAACUGCAGCCCCUCACAACAUAGACAUGCUGCCGGGAAACUGUGUGUCCAAUCGAAGAACCACUCCUGUCUGAGCAACACAGGGUUGAUAAUGGGCAAAAGACAGUCAUCUCUUGGACCUCUCGACACGAGCAGAGUGCAGACUUUUUUGUUGAUCAAAUAUUUACUUCAGAUGCAGACUGGAUAAUUUUUUCUUUGAUUUAUAACAGUAAAGCAGUCAGGAAGAGCACAGUUUAAUAUCCAUUCAUUUUGCAGUAGCUUGUGUUGCUAAGGUACAUCAGCUGACACCAGAAAUGUACAUGUACUGGGUAGGAGAGUACAACCAUGUUUCUCACUUUCUGACAUUUAACUGGACAAAAAUAUUCCUGAUUUUGGUUAUUUAUGAUUGCCAAAUCAUUUCUUUUUGCUUAAUAUUAGAAUAAUGAGAUAUUCUUGCUUUCUGUAAAUUCAGAAGUUUUGUUAUUAAGCUAUUUAGAAAAGCCCAGAUGAUGAUGACAUAACUUUGUAAGCUCUUCUAUGUUAAUUCACAACAUUUGUGUUAAAUGAAGAUACAACUAUGAGUGUUGUAUUUUAAGGACAACACUCAAACCCACUGCUUCCUUGUGUGGCACCAUGGGAAAAAUAUAAAAAUCAGCGAAGAUAUCAGGAAGUGUGGUUCGUUCUCGGGUUCAGUGAAAGAACUCCAUUUUUCUCUUCAAACAUUUACAUGCAAGUGUUAUGGAUAUAUGAUUGUUUUCCUCUGUCUCUUUUAUCUGCACACACCCACACCCACACAUACACACAAUGCUGCAUGCUUUCAAAAAUAUAACAUAUUAGAAUGGAGAUAGUCACACAUAAACAAAAAGUUAGGGUGCAGAAUGAUAAGAUUAAAGAAGACUCGCGCUACACUUUGUUUCAGUUGGAGUCACCCCUAAAGUUAGCUGAGUGGAGCCCAGCCCUGGAUGGUGAAUGUAUCUCUGUAUUUGUAACAUUUGUAUGACAUGUAACAUUUGAUCAUUUUCAGCAUUAAAGCCUGUUUUAUACUUAAACAAUUCUUAUUAUUCCUCAAGAUAAUUCUGAAUUGGUAAAUAGACCUGAGUGUUGCAAGGAAGGGAAAAGGGU
Messenger RNA from Poecilia latipinna (sailfin molly), 1999 nucleotides. RefSeq names its product voltage-dependent calcium channel gamma-3 subunit-like. Gene Ontology annotation, molecular function: voltage-gated calcium channel activity; channel regulator activity. Gene Ontology annotation, biological process: postsynaptic neurotransmitter receptor diffusion trapping; transmission of nerve impulse; neurotransmitter receptor internalization. The record is from RefSeq and is a predicted model, not a curated record. The transcript is spliced from 3 exons. The coding region runs from base 151 to 972 and encodes 273 amino acids. Lineage: Eukaryota; Metazoa; Chordata; Actinopteri; Cyprinodontiformes; Poeciliidae. Gene Ontology annotation, cellular component: postsynaptic density membrane; AMPA glutamate receptor complex.